CCCAUGGUAUGCGCAUGCGUGGCGUGCCACGGUCGUGACCUUUGAGUGAUGGUGGCGCGUUACCAGGUGAGGCUCGGUGCGUGGUACUCGGCAGUCGGAGCACGGCGAACCCGGAGUGAGGAUGAAGCAGAAUGGAGCGGUCAAUGCUAUCGAUGAGGACGUCGAUGUCAGAGGCCCGGGCAUACCCACUGAGGCGCCGCUGGGUCGGAGGCACAAGUGUGCAGCCUAUGUUCUGGCGCUGCGGCCCUGGAGCUUCAGCGCCUCGCUCACGCCCGUGGCUCUCGGCACGGCUCUGGCCUACAAAACCCUGGGCGAGUUGGACCUAGCCAUCUGCCUGCUGGCCGCCCUGGCCGUGCUGGCAGUGCACGGCGCCGGCAACCUGGUGAACACCUACUAUGAUUUCAGUCGUGGCAUCGAUCACAAGAAGAGCGAUGAUCGCACGCUGGUGGAUCGGAUCCUGGAGCCGCAGGAUGUGGUGCGGUUCGGAGCCUUUCUCUACACCCUGGGCUGCCUCUGUGCCACCUCCCUUUAUUUCUUGAGCAAGCUCAAACUAGAACACCUGGCGCUUAUCUUCUUCGGGGGUCUGUCUAGUUCGUUUCUGUACACUGGAGGUAUUGGAUUUAAAUACUUCGCUCUGGGUGAUAUCAUCAUUCUGAUCACCUUUGGACCACUAGCUGUGAUGUUUGCCUACGCUGUUCAAGUGGGUUACUUGGCCAUUUCACCACUGCUUUAUGCAAUUCCUUUAGCGCUUAAUACAGAAGCAAUCUUGCACAGUAACAAUACCAGAGACAUGGAGUCCGAUAAGCAAGCAGGGAUAGUUACCUUUGCCAUUAUUAUUGGACCAACAUUAUCUUAUAUAGUGUUUAAUAUACUGAUAUUUAUACCCUAUGUAAUAUUUUGUAUUUUAGCAACUCAUUAUACAAUCAGCCUCACGCUGCCACUUUUGACUGUGCCUUUGGCAUUUUCACUUGAGCGGCAGUUUCGAAGCCAAAAUUAUGCCAAAAUUCCCCAGAUGACUGCAAAGUUGAAUCUUUUGCUGGGAUUAUUCUAUGUAUUUGGUAUUUUGUUGUCUCCACCUGGAACCUUGCCAAACUAAAACACGCGGACAUAUUUCUGAUGGCGGUGCACAAACUGAAGAUGGUUAUAUUUCGGUUUGAUUUUGCAUGUCUGAGGUUUGACAGGUAGUGCUCCAGUGGAGCAUCUGUUUCAUGUUUUUUUAAUCUACGCUUUUUCUAUCACCUGGAAAUAAAUGAAAAAUUGGGAAUGAAUUCUCAAUAAAGCGGAUUAGAACAAUGAUUUUGGGAUCGGAAAAAUAAAGUGGCUUAGUUUUGUUUAAAUUUUAACAACAGGUACAGUUACUUGCAAAGAGCAAACACGAGGAAAUCUGCAGAUGCUGGAAAUUCAAAGAACAACAGACACAAAAUGCUGGUGGAACACAGCAGGCCAGGCAGCUUCGAUAGGGAGAAGCGCUGUCGACAUUUCGGGCCGAGUCCUGCCGAAGGGUCUCGGCCCGAAACGUUGACAGCGCUUCUCCCUAUCGAUGCUGCUUGGCCUGCUGUGUUCCACCAGCAUUUUGUGUGUGUUGUCAGUUACUUGUAAAGUAAUGUUAGCAGUAUGGUUGUAUUUCAAUUUGAUACACUAAUGGUUCUUAAUUUAAAAAAAAAUUUGCCUAAUCUUUUGUACGGAAACUAAGCAAAACUUGCUUCAAUCUGUGAAAAGAAUGCCGAAUGCAAUAUCCAAUUUCCAAAUCUAAGCCUUUAAAAGACAUUUGUAACUUGAGAAUGUCUUUUAUUCCCAAGACAUUAAGGGGGAAAACCAAAAUUUUCCAUUUUUGCUUUAAUAUUGAGACCAGUACCUAUUGGUCCCUUCAUAAAUGCCAGCAUGCUCAAAUGGUACAAAUUACACAAUUAGCGUCUAGCAGAGCUAGAAUGUGAAUGUAUCGAACUUGUCUAAACAUGCAUAUAAAAUGGGAGCUAGGAGGUAAUUUUAAACAAGUAAUCUCCAAUUUAGUGUGAUCUGAAUUCCUUGAUUGCAAUUGUAUUCCAGUGUUAGAUUUUAUGAUAAAUUGUGGAGCCCGAUUAACAAGGAUCAUUAACCGUUUUAGUUUAAGCUGAAGGCUUUACUUAAUUUUGACGAUGUGCUCCAUAAACUCAUAUUAUCAAAGUAGCUGGAUUUGGAGAAUAAAUGUUCUGAAAGGGUGCAAUAUUUAAUAAUUUGCAAUUGUUUAGUUUUUUUUGUUCAUUAUACACCAUUGGUUGUGCAAUUUGGUUAAUAAAUCAACUCUGGCAACAGUUCAGUCAUUCUCCUAUGGUGUUUUCUGCCACUGUUUAAAUAGUGGAUGACUCACACUAGCUUUUGAAGUAAAACUAUGAAUCAAACUUGUUAAAAGUCCCACAACAUAAGUACCUUUUCUCUCAUCAGCCAACUUAAAAAUUCUAGUAAUUAUGAAUACCUCAGCUUUCCAAGGAAAUCCACAUAGUUAGAGUUAGAGUUAGUUGAUUUUCAGUAACUCUUUUAUUUUGGAAUUCCAUUCCUGCCCAGCCCAUUUUCUUGUCUUAGUCAUUAUUUAGAAAACCUUCGACUCACAAUGCCAUGCAAAACAUGUACUUUAGAAAUUGUGUAGGGUUACCCAUAGCCCUCUAUUUUUCUAAGCUCCAUGUAGUUAUCCAAGAGUCUCUUAGAAGACCUAUUGUAACCACCUCCAUGACCGUUGCUGGCAGCCCAUUCCACGCACUCACCUCUCCCUGUGUUUUUUCUUUUAAAAAAAAUCUUGCCCCGAUAUCUUUACCUACUUCCAAGCACCUUAAAACUGUGCCCUCUCAUGUUGGCCAUUUCAGACCUGGGAAAAAGCCUCUGACUAUCCACAUGAUUAAUGCCUCUCAUCUCUAUUAGGUUACCUUUCAUCCUCUGUCGCUCCAAGGAGAAAAGGCCAAGUUCACUCAACCUGUUUUCAUAAGGCAUGCUCCCCAAUCCAGGCAACACCUUCUCUGCACCCUUUCUAUAGUUUCCACAUCCUUCCUGUAGUGAGGUGACCAGAACUGAGAACAGUACUCCAGGUGGGGUCUGACCAGGGUCCUAUAUAGCUGUAUAUCUCUCUUUAAACGAUUUUUGAGUGAUUUCCAAAAUUAUUUCCAUGAGAACCUCUAUAAAUUAAUAUAAUUUCAACAAGAAACUGAAUUUUUAUUGAGAUUGGAAUUACGGGUUCAGAAAUUGUGGCAAUGUUGUUUAUUUCAGCACUUUCUGAAAAUGUCUUAAUGACCAUUUUCUGUCAUUUAAUGGUAUUCUGGAAAUUCACACAGGUGCUUCAUGGCUGAAGUUGUGCUCUUGCCUCUGACAAAAAAUGGUCAUCAGACCCACAUCAUACCCAUGCAGUGCCCCAUCUCCAAGUGAAGUUUGUCUCAUUUGUGCUGGGAAUGACCGUAUUCAAGGUAACUGGGUCAAACUGAAUUGGAACCACAUGAAUAAAAUGCUGGAGAAACUCAGCAAGUUAGGCAGCAUUUAUGGGAGAGAAUAAACAGUCGAUGUUGCGGGCUGAGACUUGUCAUUGGGUUCCUUCAGUAUUUUGUGUGUUGCUCAUGAUUUCCAGCAUCUGCAAAAUCUAUUUAUGGAAUCACUAACAAACAAAAGAAAUCUGCGGAUGCUGAAAGUCCAACACACAAAAUCCUGGAAGAACUCAGCAGGCCAGACAACUGCCGAAGGGUCUUGGCACGAAAUGUCAUUUGUACUCUUCCAUGGAUCCUGCCUGCUUUCCUCCACCAUUUUGUGUGUGUGUUGUAUGGAAUCACCAAGGCAAAUCCCAUACUGCUGUCCCAUUUUCACUCUAACACCCUGACUCUUUGAUAUUCUGAGGUACAUAAUCAUCUGAUAGCAAGUUUCGUGGUCACUUUUAAAUUUCGGCCUUUGACCCACAUCCUUUACCUGGCCUCAGUCAUACUUAAAGCUGUGGGUCUUUACAUUAUGGAAUGCAUGUUAGCAAAUAUUUGGCCACCAGUACCUGAAAUUAUCCUUAAUGAGCGGGUGUAACCACACACUAACUGGCUAUCAUUUUUAUCUGGUAUUAUGACAUUCAAAAGGGAACUAGGUUUUUUUCAUCCACAAACCUUUUGAAUUAAAGGCAUUUACCAACAAUAAGUUAUAAAAAUAAUUCAAAUUAACUUUUAUAUUCCUUUUGUAUUCAGAAAUUAUCUGUACCAAAUUUUCUUCAAAGGGUAUGCUUGGGUUCCUUUAGAAAUCACACUGUCAGAACUGUAAUAUUUCAAUAGAGGAAAAUUUAUUUUGAUAUGUAGCACUUAACAAAUUUUACUCCCACGUGAUGUAAACACAUACACAAAAAUAUCAUCUUUACUCACAAUUUUCUCUUAGUGUGCAUGCCAAGCUUUUUAUUCAUCAACCAUGUCUAUUUAAAUAUAGGUCAGACUGGGACACGAUAGCAGUUCCUUCUCUGAAAGUAAUUUUCCAGUGACAAAGUUAGCAUGAAAUCGUACACAGUACGUCAAUGCUGAACACUACAUUAUCCCAGCAUUACUGUCUAAUUAUUACCCCAGUCUUGAUUAGUUUACAUUUCAGACACCUUGCAGGACAGGCAGGAUCUCUUUUGAAUCAAAAGGAUCCCCAAUUUGAAGUGUUAGGGUAUUGUUAAGGAAGUGUAUUUCCAACAAAUGUUGUUUGUUUUCUUUAAAUCUCCAAUUUUUUUUGAUUCAUGGAAUAUUUCUCCUGUUCAAUGCCUCAUUAGAUAGUGAAAUGAUUAGAUCAAGGUCUUUAGAUGUGUAUCCCUUGGUAGAGUAGGCCACAUGACUGAGGGGGAUGUUGCCUUCUAUGUACUAAGAUAAAAAUGUUUCUAAUUUAGGCCUGUAGCUGUCUAGUUUUAGGUAAUUAAUUUUCAAGUAGAGAUUUGUGCUCAACCAGGCCCUGCUGUCUUUUAAAGCACAUGCAGAUUAUGCAAUUUUGGCUAGCUUUGUAGAAAUUCUUGUUUCAUUUUGUUUACAGUAGCUUAUUGAGACAUGACAUGCCAUUGGAUGAAGUAGAAUGUGAAUAAUUUGUAGUUUUAAUACUGUUGUAAUAAAAAAUUUAAGAACCAGCAGUUAAGAAUUUCUAAUAUUGAAAGGUACCUGAUCUUGAUAGAGCUCAUGAAUGUGAAAAAUAUUUGAAGGAUUCUCAAUUCAACAAUUUUUAACAGACAAGUUGCAAAUAUGGAUGCUAAUCCAAUACCCAUUUGUAGAGGCACAAACCAUGCAAGGAUAUCAGUUAAUGUAAAUAUAAAUGAACUUCUGUGGAUUGUGGGAGAAACGCAUUAAUAUUGUAAAGAAUACAAAGAUAAGAGAAUAUAAUGCAACAUUUAUUUUAGGGGGUCAGAAUUUUAAAUCUUAUAUUGGGCAAGGUGGGUUAGGAUUUCAAACUUUAAAUUCAAGGCAUUUGUAGAGACCCAAUGAAUAUAGGUGUCAUGAAAUGAACUGAUUUAAAUGUACUUGUAUGAUGUGAGAUUCACUUUCAGUAGUGAAAUUACAGGGCAUGCAUGCCAAAAAUUGAUAAGACCAUAAUAUAUGGGAGCAGAAGUAGGCCAUUUGGCCCAUUGAGUCUGCUCCACCAUUCAGUCAUGGGCUAAUCCACUUAAUCCAGUCAUCCCCACCUCCCCACCUUCUCCCCAUACCCCUUGAUGCCUUGGCUAAUCAUGAACCUAUUGAUCUAUCUGUGCCUUAAGUGCACUCAAUGACUUGGCCUCCACAGUUGCUUGUAGCAACAAAUUCCACAGAUUUACCACCCAGUGACUUAAAGACUGAUGACUAUCUAAUUUUUUUCUUAAAUUCAUUUUAUGGUGUAUUAUACCCUAAUGAUGUAUUUUUUUAAAAAUCAAGUGUGAGGUUUCCAGGGCAGCCUUGUCAAUUUCUCUAAGUAAUGUCCUGUACAGUUUUCAAUAUGCACAACCUUAGUUCUUUUGCAAGAAUUUGCAACUGUCUGCAUAAAGAGCAUAAACAAUAUUUUAGUUCUGCUGGAAAAAUGAAUGCUGUGUCUGGAGGAAUAGUGUCCUAUGGAAUUGAGGGUGUAUGAACCUGGGCAAGAUCAGCACCUACAAAAAAUAUCUGUGCGGAACCUGCAGAAACUUUCCAGUGAUUCAGCCAGGCACACCUAGAAGAAUGUUGCAAGGAUGGUCUUGUAUUUUUUUUGCAACUUAGGUUCAAUGGUCCAAAUUGCCACUUUUUAUGCUGGUUCUCAGCAAUUACCUGUUAAUUUCCUGUAGCUUGUCCUCUCCCAUCAACUCCACUGUGGUUUUCCUGCCACUUUAGCAAAGGGUACUUUCUAACAGCCAAUUAACCUACCAACCAGUACGCCUUGGUAAUGUGAGAGAAAAGUGGAGUACCCAGGCGACACCAUGAGGUUAUAAGGAGAAUGCAAGCUCCACACUGCAUCAAAACCAGGUCACUAACGCUUCUUACUGUGGUACUGUCCUCCACUGUGUCUCUGUGAAAACUAAUACUACAUGAGUUUGCUCCAUGAAUUUCUUCACUUUGGAAGAAACAUACAAAGUUGGAAUAGAAACAUGCGAAGUUGGAAGUUCCCUGUGGGCUUAGGAGAAAGUAGGUGAAGCUUUCUUUAAGUAUGGAUUUGGAAAGCUUCCUUAAUAUGGCAGUAAGAAGUUACCAGAGAUCAGCUGCAGAAGCUCGGAAUGAUCCUGAGGCUGGGAAGCUGAGCGUGACUAGGGCCUGGUCUUCAGGAGUAAAUGCACACCUGACGUAGAUGGGAACCUUGGAGUACACGGAUCUAAUUAAAUACAAAAAUUGCACAUUGAUAUUGUCCUCUUGGGUUCCGGGCAAAUCAGAUCAAUAAAUAAGGAAGGGAUUGUUUUUCAGGGUUGGGUUUAGGAAGUACAGAAUUUCAUUGGAAAGGUAUAUUGGACUAUUACACCAUUGUUGAUAUCAUUUGGUGCAGUUUUUAGAAUUUUUUUUAGAUAGUUGGGCAUCAAAUUUUCCUAUAAGAAUAGUGGAAAUCUGUAUAACAAUGCAUUGUGAAGUUAGGCCUAUUUUCAACUACUUAUCAGUUUUGUAGAGGUAUUUUAUGGCCAGUGUGAUGAGUUGCAUUUACCCAGAUAUGGAGAUAUAAUAAACCUUUUCUGAAGUACCAGAACUAAUUUUAAUUGGAAGAAAGUGCUGAAGCAACUUAAUUUUAUUUCUGCUGAACUUGAAUAUUAACAAAAAUAUUUUUAUUAUACUUGCACUUUUUCCCUAUCCCCAUUUACUAUCAAAAUUUGGCUGGAUAUAUUGCUAUAUUAUACAUGUUUGUUUAGUACAUAAAUAACUAGAAUAAUUUUUCUUUGGUAGAAAUCCAUUGAAUUUAUACUUUUUUAUAUAAAGCAAAUUUUAUAUUAACUAUAGCAUGGUUUUGUAUGUUUAAAAUAACAAUGAGCUUUGUUUAUGGUUCUCUAUUAAUACAUGUAUGAUGGAACAAAUGAUAUACAGCAAUUUUGUAUAGGGUUUUCAUAAUAUCAGCGAAGUUGUAUAUUUAUAGUAAAUCUUUGAUUAUUUAUUCUAAUAAAUUUUGUCUUGGAUUUACUGUUCCUUGUUUCAAAGGAUUGUGUUUUUUUUAUUUGCUUCAUUAC
Messenger RNA from Hypanus sabinus (Atlantic stingray), 7591 nucleotides. It is a transcript of the gene ubiad1, whose product is annotated as UbiA prenyltransferase domain containing 1. Gene Ontology annotation, molecular function: prenyltransferase activity. Gene Ontology annotation, biological process: vitamin K biosynthetic process; menaquinone biosynthetic process. The coding region runs from base 122 to 1096 and encodes 324 amino acids. The record is from RefSeq and is a predicted model, not a curated record. Gene Ontology annotation, cellular component: endoplasmic reticulum; Golgi membrane. Lineage: Eukaryota; Metazoa; Chordata; Chondrichthyes; Myliobatiformes; Dasyatidae. The transcript is spliced from 2 exons.